CAACACUUCCCCACGUGUGUCCGUACCUCCACGUGGAAACACGCGGUGUGUGAAUUCGCGCUCGCAAAUAGCUUUCACCCUCCCACUUGAACACAAAACACGAGCAGCGAGACACGAUGGGAGGACAGCCGAAGAAGAAGUACACCAGCGGCGAGGCCACGAGUUACAUCACCCGCAACAAAGCUCGCAAGAAGCUCCAACUCAGCCUGCCCGACUUCCGGCGUCUCUGCAUCCUCAAGGGCGUGUACCCUCACGAGCCACGUCACAAGAAGAAAGCGAACAAGGGCUCGACGGCGCCGCGCACCUUCUACCUCGCCAAGGAUGUGCGCUUCCUCUUGCACGAGCCGAUCGUCGCCAAGUUCCGCGAAUACAGGGUGUUUGUGCGGAAGCUGCGCAAGGCGUACGCCAAGACGCAGUGGGGCCGAGUCGACCACCUCAAGUCCACCAAACCCACCUACAAGCUCGAUCACAUCAUCAAGGAGAGGUACCCGACCUUUGUGGAUGCCGUGCGGGACGUGGACGAUGGCCUUUCCAUGUGCUGCCUCUUCUCGUCGUUCCCACGCUCGGGCCGCUGCCACGUGGACUCGGUGCAGCUGUGCCGUCGCCUGUCGCUCGAAUUCCAUGGAUACGUGGUGCAGGCGCGCGCCCUGCGCAAGGUGUUCUUGUCGAUAAAGGGAAUUUACUUUCAGGCUGAGGUUCAGGGCCAGACGGUGACGUGGGUCAUGCCCUAUCCAUACUCGCACAACCACCCCACAGAUGUCGACUACCGCGUCAUGUCCACAUUCACCGAGUUCUACACCUCCCUGCUGGGCUUCAUCAACUACCGCCUCUACCAGAGCCUCAACCUCACCUACCCGCCCCGGGUGGAGGGCUCUGCUGAGGAGACUGCAGGCGGUGUGUAUGCCAUGGACUCGGAAGCACACCUUGAGAGGAUGGCCGCAUUGUCUCAGUCGCUGGCCCGGAUUCCCGGUUCCAGCAGUAACAGUGAGGAGGUGGCCGAGGAGGAGCGUCCAGAUGAGUUCCUCGUUGAAGAAGAAGACCGCGAGUUGUCCGAGCGACGGAAGGCAGACGCCGCUAAACAGGCGGCACUGCGUUCUCUGUUCGAGGGCACGAAGUUUUUCCUGAACAGAGAGAUCCUGCGAGAGAUGUUCACAUUCAUCAUCAGGAGCUUCGGGGGUCAGGUGUCGUGGGACUCGUCCGUGUGCAUCGGGGCAACGUACCCCGAGUCGGAUGAGACUAUCACCCACCAGCUGGUGGAUCGGCCCAAUGCCCCACAGACUUUCAUCAACCGGUGCUACGUGCAGCCGCAGUGGGUGUGCGACUGCGUGAACGCGGGCGUGCUGCUGCCCGUGCAGGACUACUUCCCGGGAGUCUGUCUUCCCCCCCAUCUCUCCCCCUUCGUCGAGGAGAAGGAGGGCGACUACGUUCCCCCGGAGAAACUCAAGCUGCUCGCGCUGCAGAGGGGAGAUACGGGCGCAGAGGAUGAGGAUGAAGAGGAGGAAGUCGAUGACGAUGACGACGACGACGACGACGACGAGGAAGAGGACGAGGUCGACGCCGUGGAAAAGAAACAAGAGAAGAGUUUAAAGAAGGCGGAGCGCAAGAGGAUCGAGAAGAAGGAAGAUGUGCGUGUGACGGACGGGCGCCUGCGCGUGACGGACGAGGUGCGCGUGAGCGCCGAGCAGGACGCUGAAGAGAAGCGCCUGGCGCUCAUGAUGAUGAAGAAACGCGACAAGCACCUCUACGACAAGAUCAUGAAGACGCGCAAACGCAAGCGCAAGGAGGCUAACAAACUGGUGGCCAAGCGAAAAGCCAUUGACGAAUCGGCCAAGGUGGCCAAAAAGCAGAAAACCAAGCAACGCUAAAUGGCUCUUUAGAGCUUUUGCUCUGUGGCCAGACAACAGUUGGACUUCCUCCACAGCCAUUGUAUCAUCGUCAACAUCCAACUGUGCUCAAGUGCAAAGUCUUGGCUCUGUGUAACAUCAUGGCCAAUGUUGAGCCAUCUUCUUGAAAGAGCAGCCACACUUUUUUAAAAAUAAAAAGCAUAAGACUUCACGGCCCUUUGUCCAUCUGCUGUUCCUCUUUGUUUAAGUCAUGGUGGUGUGGGGGGGGGGGGGUCCUUUAACCCAUACUUUGUUGCAGAUUGAAGUGGGGACAGGACUCUUUCGGAUAUCACUUCUACGCCUUGUAGCGGGAAAUCAAACCCACAUCGCCGGGUUCACAACAACACCUUAACCACGGCACAACUGCUCCAUGGAAGGGAAAAAAAAGCACAACAGCAAUUCUGUUACAAAUUCUACCAGGUUGUGAACUGGUGGGAUUGACAUGACAGCCCAUCAUUAUCUCUCUGUUGUUCAGUAAAACAAAGCUAUGUGGGAAGUUUGGCAGCAGUUGUAUGUUCUGAAGACAGACUGGCUCCUACAAUGAGAAUGUGGAAAUUAAACUUGCCUUGUGGCUAUCAACAAAUAUUCACCGUCUGACUUGUUUGAGACAUGAUUGUUUGAGCAGGGAGAGGUUUCAAUUAUCUCGUAUACCACAGACACAUUUACACGUACACAACAAUUUGAGAUGCGUAGCGUGUAUUGGUUUGCACGAAUACGCGGAUUGAUCAAGGAGUUUUGAGAUUGGAAUUAGUUUGAAAACGUUUCCUAGUGCCCCUUCAAUUCUUGGAGGCACCUGUGGUGGAGCUCGUGGUUUAAAUAAUCGUUGGAAUGUCACAAAACCUUCCUUUGUAGAGCAGUGUUUGGCUCUGGGAAUGGAAGAAAAAAAGUCAGAUCAGGAAAAGAUUUGUGAGAGGCUAAGGAUGGGAAUGGCAGUGCUUGGUAAAAAAAAAAAAACUGGUGCACUGAAGGGCUUGUCCACUGGUGCAUUAUUGUGCUUAAAGUUCCACAAUGAACCUUCAUUUAAACAUCGCUUGUGAACACCUCCCAGGUGCUGAAAAAGAGUGAUAGAAUUCCUGGUUCACUUUGCCACUUGGUGAAAUGCACUAAUGCAUCAUAUUCAAAUAAAGUAAUUUGCAGAACCAUCUUUCUCAGCUUUGCAGGAUCAUAAUCGUAGACCCACUUUACAUCGCUUGUGGUGACUGGCAUGAUAUACCGUUGUUUUGCUCGGCUGUCAGAAAGUUAUUACGUUGGAACAUCGUGGUAGACAGUGGUGACUUGUGGACACCUUUAUCCAACAUUGGAUAGACUGGCUGGUAGUGCGAGCCAUACCGUGUCUUCCUCCUCGAAUAGGUUGAUAAAACUUGGCAAUCAUUUGUAACGUGUUUCAAAACUGUUGCUUUUCUGUUCUGCCAUUGGAAAUGGAGAUGCUGAUAUAAUGAGCCAGUAGAGUCCUGCUUUGGGCAUUGUGUUAGCACCUCCCAUCGUGAUCUGGUUCAACUUCACAUCUACAUUCCCAUAAAACAACUUACAAACGUUCUGAUUAAACUUCAUACAACAGCUAAUCCACACUCCUGUGCGUGUGCCGGUUUAAAUAUGGAGAAACGAUUUUAGAAUUUGAAAAAAAUGUUGAAUGACCGAGAAACCUGCACGGUUUGUAUGUAAACUGUAAUGAUGCAUUCGUUAAACAAAUAAAAUCUAUUAUUUCGCUCA
Messenger RNA from Lethenteron reissneri (Far Eastern brook lamprey), 3593 nucleotides. It is a transcript of the gene PES1, whose product is annotated as pescadillo ribosomal biogenesis factor 1. Gene Ontology annotation, biological process: ribosome biogenesis; maturation of LSU-rRNA from tricistronic rRNA transcript (SSU-rRNA, 5.8S rRNA, LSU-rRNA). Lineage: Eukaryota; Metazoa; Chordata; Hyperoartia; Petromyzontiformes; Petromyzontidae. Gene Ontology annotation, molecular function: RNA binding. Gene Ontology annotation, cellular component: PeBoW complex; nucleolus. The record is from RefSeq and is a predicted model, not a curated record.